CUUCCAAAUUGACUCCCACAUUCAUUACAUCCGCCAUUUCAACAGAUUCUUUACGGGAACAGAACGCGGGGCAGGAAAUUGCGUCUUAUCGAAGCGUCGAGAGGAAGUAGUUUAUUUUUCCGGCGACGGUGUGUUCCUAUUGCGUGGAGCAUAUUUCAGCUGGCGGUCAGUUGGUGCUGAUGGGGGACGAAAAGGACACCUGGAAAGUUAAAACGCUGGACGAGAUUCUCCAAGAAAAAAAGCGCAGAAAAGAGCUGGAAGAAAAGGCCGACCCCAAACGCCAGAAACCUACGGAUGAGCGGGAAGCCAAGCGGGACACACUGGAGGAAGGAGAGCUACGGGAUCACAGGAUGGAAAUAACGAUCCGUAACUCCCCUUACCUGCGGGAAGACUCAACAGAAGACAGAGGGGAAGAGGACGAGUCGCUCGCUAUCAAGCCCCCCCAGCAAAUGGCCAGAAAAGAGAAAUCGCACCACAGGAAAGAGGAGAGGAGAAAGGACAAGAGGCGUCGCCGCAGUCACUCCACUGAAGGAGAGGGUUCUCUCGGAUUGCUCGACCCCGCUAUAUCCCAUCAGCCUAAGGGGUGCUGUGCUGGUUCGCUCACAGGGAAGCACAUCCGGGCGAAGGACAAAGACAAGGAGAAGGAGCGGGAGAACGAGCGCAGGAAGAGGCAGCGGGAGGAGCAGGACAAGGCACGCCGGGACUGGGAGCGGCAGAAACGCAGGGAGCUGGCCAGAGCCCACUCCCGCAUGGAGAGCUUUCCCCUUUCGCCCCUGGACCGCAGGGACCGCCUGGAGCAGCUGGAGCGGCAGCGCGAGCGGGAGAGGAAGCUCCGCGAGCAGCAGCAGAAGGAGCAGCGGGAGCAGAAGGAGCGCGAGAGGAGGGCGGAGGAGAGGAGGAAAGAGAGGGACACGCGCCGGGAGGUGCCGUCCCACCACCGGGGGCAGCUGGACGACUACGGAGAGAAGCCCAAACCCAGGCACCGGAGCCGCAGCCCCGUCCGGCCCCCGCGCGACAGCAAGCCUGAGCAGCCGGACCCCCGGAGGAUAGGUGAGGGGGCUAACGCGGUGCGUGAGGAGAAACCAGAGGACAGGGACUUGCUGUCUGACCUCCAGGACAUCAGCGACAACGAGAGAAAGACCAGCACGGCGGAGUCUUCCUCAGGCUCAGGGUCGGGCUCUGAGGAGGAAGAAGAAGAAGAGGAGGAGGAGGAGGAGGAGGAGGAGGAAGAGACAAGCAGCCAGACGGAGGCAGAGGAAGGGGAGUCCGCCUCUAACUCCGGAGGCUCUGAGCCGAGCGCAGAUGAAGUGAGUGAGGAAGAGCAGUCCGAGGAGGAGUACGAAGAGGAGGCGGAGAACGGAAACCACAUUCCUCCCGUGCCCGAGUCGCGCUUCGACCACGACACGGAGGACAGUGUGGGGGAGGAGGAGGAGACAGAGGAGGUGGAGGAGGGCGUGCCCACGCCCCAGUCCCACUCGCGCUCCCCCACCCCCGACGACAAAUACAUCCCAGACUCCCCCGUCAUGUCCCCCGUGGAGCUGAAGAAGGAGCUGCCAAAAUACCUGCCUGCUCUCCAGGGGUGUCGCAGCGUGGAGGAGUUUCAGUGUUUAAACCGGAUAGAGGAGGGCACUUACGGGGUCGUGUACAGAGCCAAGGACAAAAAGACAGAUGAGAUUGUGGCCCUGAAGAGGCUGAAGAUGGAGAAGGAGAAAGAAGGCUUCCCCAUCACCUCUCUGAGAGAGAUCAACACCAUCCUCAAAGCCCAGCACCCCAACAUCGUCACUGUCCGGGAGAUUGUGGUGGGGAGUAACAUGGAUAAGAUCUACAUCGUGAUGAAUUACGUGGAGCACGACCUGAAGAGCCUGAUGGAGACCAUGAAGCAGCCCUUCCUGCCCGGCGAGGUGAAGACCCUGAUGAUCCAGCUGCUUCGGGGAGUCCGCCAUCUCCACGACAACUGGAUCCUGCAUCGCGACCUGAAGACCUCCAACCUCCUGCUGAGCCACAAGGGCAUCCUGAAGGUGGGCGAUUUCGGCCUGGCCCGGGAGUACGGCUCUCCCCUCAAGCCCUACACGCCGGUUGUGGUGACGCUGUGGUACCGGUCCCCAGACCUGCUGCUCGGGGCCAAGGAGUACUCCACAGCUGUGGAUAUGUGGUCUGUCGGCUGCAUUUUUGGAGAGCUCCUCACCCAGAAGCCCCUCUUCCCUGGAAAAUCCGAAAUUGACCAAAUAAACAAGAUUUUUAAGGAUUUGGGGUCGCCCAGUGAGAAGAUCUGGCCAGGUUACAACGAGCUGCCUGCUGUGAAGAAAAUGACCUUCACAGAGUAUCCGUACAAUAACCUGCGUAAGCGCUUCGGGGCCCUGCUGUCCGACCAGGGCUUUGACCUCAUGAACAAGUUCCUCACCUACUGCCCCAGCAAGAGGAUCACGGCAGAGGAGGCGCUGAAGCACGAGUAUUUCCGGGAGACCCCCCUGCCCAUCGACCCCUCCAUGUUCCCCACCUGGCCCGCCAAGAGCGAGCAGCAGCGGGUGAAGCGGGGAACCAGCCCCCGCCCUCCGGAGGGCGGUCUGGGGUACAGCCAGCUGGGUGAUGACGACUUGAAGGACACGGGUUUUCAUCUGACCACUACCAACCAGGGAGCCUCCGCGGCCGGGCCGGGGUUCAGCCUCAAGUUCUGAUCCGGAAUCCGCCCCUUUUAUUCCGGAUUUGGGAAUUUUUGAGCAGACUGACUCGGGACAGAAAGGAUCUGGACAGAAACGUGAUGGCUCCGCCCCUUUCUUUCCCGUCCGCCCCCCAAUCCCAGCGCAGUGGAGACUGGAACCUGUUUUAUUCAUGGGAAUGUUGACCAAUCAGUGAGCAGCACUCUGAGCCUUGUUUUGGAGGGGGUGAAGGGACCUGUUCAGAGAGCAUGAGACGGACCGAAACGCGGCAUUACUCCCCCCCAGACUGAGACGGGAUGGGUCCUGAGCUGUGUGGCUCUCGCCCAAAUGCAAGCUUUUAUUAAAGAGUCCAUGCUUCUCCCCCCUCCAACUGCUGGUUUCUACACUUCAGUGGUACUCUGUACUCUGUACUCCAUCAUAUCGCUGAAUUAAGGCGUUAUUUCUUGUGAAGAUGUAGUGGGAAAAAUAAACAAAAAAAAUAUUUUGGACUGUAGGCUAGUAGUUUUAUCUUCUACUUUUUUCUUCUUUUUUUUUAAGCUGUGAUUAGUGGGACACAUUUUCUGGAGAGUUCUAUGAUUUAGAUUUAUUCUUGUUUUCAUUUGCAGGAAGAAAAUGGUUUUAUUCAGUAGAAUGGAUUCAUUUCUGAUUCAACUGACUUCAGCAAAGUGUUGACCCACACUGUCAUAGGACUUUUUUUUAUAAAUAUAUAUAAUUAAAAUGUUCAAUAUGAUUGAAA
Conger conger (European conger) is the source of this 3393-nucleotide messenger RNA. It is a transcript of the gene cdk11b, whose product is annotated as cyclin dependent kinase 11B. Gene Ontology annotation, biological process: regulation of mitotic cell cycle; protein phosphorylation. Gene Ontology annotation, cellular component: nucleus. NCBI's taxonomy places the organism in Eukaryota, Metazoa, Chordata, Actinopteri, Anguilliformes, Congridae. Gene Ontology annotation, molecular function: ATP binding; cyclin-dependent protein serine/threonine kinase activity. Bases 180 to 2675 code for a protein of 831 amino acids. The record is from RefSeq and is a predicted model, not a curated record. The transcript is spliced from 19 exons.